CUUCUCCCCAAAUGUCUCGCGGCCUCACCUCUCCAGUCUCCACGAGUCCACCGCCGUCUUCCUCCAAUGGCGAUGAGCUGCUCAGCGUUUAACUCCGUAGCAUCUUCUCCGAGAGCAUUGCAACACACGAGAUUGAGAAAAAUCAGCACCCACGCCGUCCGAAUCGAUGAGCAGCGGCGGCGGCGGCGACGACGCGGGGGACGGCGGGCGGGCCGAGUGGCAGCGCAUCUACGACCGGGUCGAGGCGCUCGCCGCCGGCCGCGCGCGGCUGGAGGCGCGCAACAGGAUCCAGCACGAGUUCUGGGACGCCCGCCUCCACCAGGCGGAGCUGAGCAGAAGCAGGUGGGAGGCGGCCUGCAGGGAGCUGCUCCCUUCCGAUGAUCCCAAGCUCGCCGAAAUGCUAGAGAGUGAUUUGGAGGAUUCAAGAACUUGUGAAGCUCUCUUGGACACCGAAAACUCAGAACUGCUGGUACAGCUGAAGGAAGUUGGAACUUGUGUACUGCUUAAUGAAAACACUGCGGAUCAUGAGCACAAUUCCGGAGAUUUAAUAUCAGAGCGAAGAAAGUUAAAGCAGGUCUAUGAGUCCAUAUGCUCGAAUAAGGAUAAGGAAGCUACUGAAGCAGUGCAGAAGUUUCAACAGAAGUUAGAGGAGCUGCACGUGGCAGCCUGUAAGAAGGAUGAUGAGAUUGGAAGAUUGCAGGCAGAAGCUCCUGCAUCCACAAAUAAGACACUGGUUCUUGAGGACAAGCUAAAUGAGAUGCACUCCUUGGAUAAGGCGAAUGACAUCCAGAGCCUCAAAGUUGGGCAACCUGUGACUCAUAAACACAAGCUUGCCUUCUUAUCAACUAUACAAUCCAAGGAAGCUGGAAAUAGUGUAGAGAUUAUUCAAGAGAAUGCAGAUCAUGGGGCCAUCGCAGGAGAUUUAAGAGCAGAGCUAAGAAAACUGAAGCAAGCUUAUGAGACCCUUAGCUCAAACAAGGAUAAGGAAAUUUCUGCAGCACUUGCAGUGGAGGAUUUUCUUUUGAACAAACUGCUGAGAAUGGACAAGGACAGCGCAGGGCUCCUCAAGAUAAAGGAAGUGGAGGCAGCACAAGCUAACGAAGCAGCACAAAAGCUUCAACAGAUUGUAGAGGAGCUGCAAGUGGCAGUCCGAUAUAAGGCUGACGAGAUUGGCAGAUUGCGAGCAGAAGCGGGGCCCCUUAAGAUAAAGGAAGUGGAGGCAGCACAAGCUAACAAAGCUGUGCAAAUGCUUCUGCAGAAUGUAGAGGAGGUGCAAGUGGCAGUCAGAAAUAAAGAUGAUGAGAUUGGCAAAUUGGGAGCAGAAGUGGGGCACCUUAAGAUAAAACAAGUGGAGUCAGCACAAAAGCUUCAGCAAAAUGUAGAGGAACUGCAAGUGGCAGUCCGAAAUAAGGAUAUUGAGAUUGGCAGAUUGCAAGCAGAAGCGGGGAUCCUUAACAUAAAAGAAGUGGAGGCAGUAAAAAAGUUUCAGCAGAAUGUAGAUGUGCUGCAAGUAGAAGUACGAAAUAAGGAUGAUGAAAACUGUAGAUUGCGAGCAGAAGCUGCUAAUGCAUUAAAAAUGGUACUGACUCUUGAGGGUAAGCUACUGGAAAUGCAGUCCUUGGUUAAGGAGAAGGACGAUGAAAUACAAAAACUGAAAAUUUGGCAACCUGAGAGUCUGAAAUGCAAAUGUGCUUCUUCUAUACCAGUUGUAAGUAUAUCAUUCCAAGUAUUUGGCCUGCUCAUACUAAACUCUGGUUUCUUUUCCAUAUGUGUGUUUAGUGACCUUGUCUUGCCAUGCAUACAUAUAGUCAAUGUACAAUGUCAUGUUUAUAUGUAAACAUCCUUGAUCAAGUGUAACUAUAAUUAAAUGCAAUUUUAAUCCAAAGUCACUAACAAUUUAAUUGACCACCUGUUGAUAUGUGAUCAUAGUUUUUUUUACUGAUAGGCAUAGGCAAAUAGUCUAAUUUUCCCUUAUUGUUCAAGAAUCAUAUUUCGCCGUGCGCUGCUGUAUAACUUGUUUACUCAGAAGGUAUAAGCAUCAUUAUUCUUGAUAGGCUCACACAUGAGUCUUGUGUUACUGAAAGCACAAACUAGUGGUAAAUUGGUUAGUUUGCUGCUAAUCGAUUUUGCAGUGCCAUCUUUUGUAGAAACUGAGUAGAUCUAAGUAUAAAUGUUCCUUACAAUAAGAUGCCCGUUUCUUUCUCCUUUUGUCAUCCAAGUGAAUCCAACUUUGCGUACAUACACACUGAUGAAUAACCCUGUACACGAGAAUUGUGGUCCGGAUCAGCCGAUUAUUAC
Triticum urartu is the source of this 2298-nucleotide messenger RNA. NCBI's taxonomy places the organism in Eukaryota, Viridiplantae, Streptophyta, Magnoliopsida, Poales, Poaceae. The record is from RefSeq and is a predicted model, not a curated record.